Molecule: messenger RNA, 5901 nt
Organism: Linum trigynum
Lineage: Eukaryota; Viridiplantae; Streptophyta; Magnoliopsida; Malpighiales; Linaceae
Source: the annotation of a GenBank genome assembly
CGUCAAUACCUAAGCAUUUAUACUUGAAUCCAACAAAUAACAUCAAUAUUUAACUUUUAUACUCAUAAAAUAAAUAAUAAAAUAAUUUUUAUCAAUUAAAUUCUCUAAAAUAAAGUCAUUUUACUUAGAGAUUCGUAUAUCAAUCAUGUCGGUCAUACCGGUGGUGUCACGCCGGUUUUAUGACCGAUACCGAUUGAACCCGGUACAACCGGUUGCACGCCGGCCGGCGUGACAACCAUGCUCACCUCUCUUCCCAGUUCCCUCUACCCGAGUCUCCCUCCCAUUGAAGUUCUCGAUGCUCUUGCUCUCACAAUUUUGAAGAAUUUUUCUACAGCGAGUCUUCCAACCUCUGACAACACAGAACUCCCUUUACCCCACAAUCUAUGCCACUCUCUAAAACAGGAGAUCAAUCACGUGAUCCCUUUCUUUCCUUCUCUCCCUCAGUCCUCUCCCCAAUUCCCAAAAUUUCCCCCACUCUAACGAUCGUCUGAAACCACGCGCCAUUGCCCCCAUUCUUCUUCUGUCAAUUGUUCUUCACUGAGCUUCUUCACUGUGUCUGUGUGCGUUCUCUGGAGCUCUUCCCUGCUUCCAACGCUUCUUUCCAUUCCCCGUCACCGAUCUCCGUUUUGCCUUGUGGCGGAGGCAAUAUAGGCCCAUAGGUAUAGUAACCCAUUAAUUUUUCCUGCUUUCACUUAUGUUUGAUCGGGUUUUGCUCUAUUGGGUUUGUGAUUUGAGUUGUAAAGUCGUUGCCUUUGUCAGCUGCCGGUAGGGCUUUGGGGGUAUUUUGAGUAGGAGAUAAUUUUUUGUUCUAGUUGCUAUCGGUUUCUCUGCAUUGCACAUAAUCACAUACGUUUCAUUUUGCUGGUGUUCGUUGCUAUGUUAGCUGUCAUUGUCCUUCCGUUCUUUUCUUUCUACUUCCUUCUCUAUUUUCAUGUAGGCUGUUUAACUCACUCUUUCUCUUGUUGCAUUGGGAGCAGCUUUUGAUGCGAUUCAGUGAUGGGCUUGUGAUGAUCGUUUUUUUCUUCCACUUUCGGUUUUUUUUUACCUUUUUUCACUGUUUUUGGUGUCCCGUCGAGGGUUUUGGGUAUAUACUUUGCUGUGUAGUUGUUCUGUCAGCUACAUGACUUGUUGAGCUUGCUCAUAGACAUGUUUAUUUUCAAGCUGCAUUUCUUAUGGCGUCCCUGAUCUUCCAUGUUCAAUUUCAGAAUUUCUAGCUUUGAUUCUUUUUGGGUGAAGACUGGAUUCGCUUGGCUUGGCGGUGGUGGUUGUUUUAGUUCAUUUGGAGUUUUUCAUCUCGAUAAUGUAAGAAACUUGGCCUGGUUUAUAAUUUUUUUUCCUUCCUCUUUCACAAGGUGCAGACAAUGGGUUUCAUUUCCCGGAAGAUAGUCCCCUCUUGUGGGACGAUGUGCGUGUGUUGCCCUGCUUUGAGGUCCAGAUCUCGGCAACCUGUGAAAAGAUAUAAGAAACUGCUUGCUGAUAUCUUCCCCAAGUCUCCGGAUGCACCCCCAAAUGAGAGAAAAAUUGCAAAGUUGUGUGAAUACGCAGCCAAAAAUCCAAUUCGAAUCCCCAAGAUUGCCAAGUAUCUCGAAGAAAGAUGCUGCAAAGAACUGCGGAGUGGUCAUGCAAAGUUUAUCAAUGUUGUCAUGGAGGCUUACAAUAAGUUGCUUUGUCUUUGUAAGGAGCAGAUGGCAUAUUUUGCUGUCAGUUUGUUGAAUGUGGUCAAUGAGCUGCUAGACAGACCUAAUCAAUAUGCUUUGCUGAUUCUUGGAUGCCAGACCUUAACCAAUUUUAUCUACAGUCAGGUGGAUGGAACUUAUGCACAUAACAUUGAAAAAUAUGCUCCCAGAAUCUGUAAACUGGCACAUAAGCACGGAGAAGAAGGUAGUCCUGACAGCGUAAGGGCAUCAAGUCUCCAAUGUCUCUCGGCCAUGGUCUGGUUCAUGUCGGAGUUCUCGUAUAUCUUCCCUGCUUUGGAUGAGAUUGUGCAUUGCACUUUGGAUAACUAUGAGCUUGACUCUUGUAUUGAACAUGAUGCUGAGAGAGGUGAAUCACAUCAUAAUUGGGUGAAUGAAGUUGUUAGAAGUGAAAGAAGUACAGUUGUAGGUAAUGAUUCUAGCUCCACAGCGGUCAUCAGAGCUCGACCAGAAAAGAAAGAUCCUUCUCUUCUAACUAGGGAGGAGAUUGAGCAACCAAGAGUAUGGGCACAAAUUUGUGUUCAAAGAAUGGUAGAUCUAGCAAAAGAGAGCUCAACAAUGCGAUGUGUCUUAGAUCCAAUGUUUGUCUACUUUGAUUCUGCACAUCACUGGGCCCCACAUCAGGGGCUUGCUCUGGUAGUUUUGUCUGCCAUGUCAUAUUUUCUGGAGAGUGAAGGACACCAGCAGUCGGUGUUAUCUGCUGUAAUUCGCCAUUUAGACCACAAGAAUGUCGCCCAUGAUCCACAGCUCAAAUCUAAUGUUGUACAAGUUGCGGCUGGUCUAACUCGGCAGAUUAGAUCAGUUAAAGUUCUUGCCGAAGUUGGAUUUGUCGGUGACUUGUGUAGGCAUUUGAGGAAGAGCCUUCAGGCCUCGGCCGAGCCAAUUGGAGAUCAGGAAUUGGACCUGAAUGCCUCACUCCAGAAUUCCAUUGAAGAUUGCUUGCUUGAAAUUGCAAAGGGGAUUGCUGAUGCCCAGCCGCUACUUGAUCACAUGGCCAUGUCGCUGGAAAAACUACCAUCCUGUGGAAUUGUUGCUCGUGCAACCAUUCGAUCGUUAAUGAUUCUUGCUCAUGUGGUUUCAUUGUCUUCAGUUUCCCAACAGGCUUUCCCAGAAUCACUUCUGGUUCAGCUUUUGAAAGCAAUGUUGCAUGCAAAUGUUGAAGUGCGGGUUGAAGCACAUCAGAUAUUCACAGUUCUUCUUAUUCCAAAUUCAAACUGUUUUGGACGAGAAUCAUCUGCACGACCUAGUUACAUUUGUGAACCGAGAAGAUGGCGUUCCGGUACAGCAUCUACAUUUGCUUCGAUUUCUGCACUACUUGAAAAGCUCCGUAAAGAGAAGGAUGGUCCUGAAGUUAAUGGAGUGCAUGAUGACUGCAAAGAACGGGACACCUCAGAAGAAGAGUGGAAGUAUGGACGAGGUAGAAAGAACUCACCAAACAUUUACAAGAUUAGCUCAAUAAUUGAGAGGACUACGGGGACUCCGGGGUCGGCUGAGGCUGCUGAACCAUGUGUUUUGACGUUAAAUGAGGAUCAGAUUUCACAGUUGCUUUCUGCCUUCUGGAUGCAAGCAAGCCUUCCUGAUAACACGCCUCCGAAUCUUGAAGCCAUUGCUCAUUCUUUCACAUUGACACUUAUUUCUUCUCAAUUGAAGAACACAAAUGGAAACGUUGUGGUCCGAUUCUUUCAGCUUGCUCUCUCCCUCAGACAGUUGUCCUUGGACUCUAACAAUGGGAUAUUGCAUCCAACAUGCAGAAGAUCAGUUUUUGUCUUAGCAAUGGGCAUGCUAAUGUUCGCAGCGAAGACAUACAAAGUUCCCGAGUUGAACGACUUGCUCCAGCGAUUGAUACCUGAUGACGUUGAUCCUUAUAUGGGAAUUAGCAACGACUUUCAGAUAUAUGUGAAGCCUCAGGCAGACUUGAAAGAAUUUGGGUCCUUUGAAGAUAAUUCAUUGGCUAUAUCAGUGCUAGAUGAGCUGCAGAGCAGAAUAUCUGAAUCUAAGAUCACUAUGAUGAACAUCUUAGUUCUGAACCUAUCUAUCACUACUGAGAUGGAACCUGAUGAAGUCGCCAGGCAAUUGUCGGAACCAUUUGCUCCUGAUGACAUGUUAAUGUUUGGUCCACGAUCAGUACUUGACCACCACCGCGUGGCUUCUCAUUCCAAGGAAUCACUCUCCUUCGACGAGGAAAUUCCGAGCAAUUUGAUUGAGGAUGAUGCCACGAGUGAAGCAUCAGUCUCAGACCUGUCUCGGUUCAUCCCCAAAAUCCCUUCGUCACCUUCUGUCUCGCACAUUAUCAGCAUCGGGAAGCUAUUAGAAUCAGCUCUCGAGGUAGCUGGACAAGUAGCUGGAACAUCUGUCUCCACGUCACCCCUCUCCUACGACUUGAUGGCCAGACAAUGCGAAACUCUCGGGACAGUUACAAGAAAGAAGCUCUCGACUUGGUUGGCCCACGAGAAUCAGCAAGCUACUAAGCCAGCCGCCGACAAGUACCUCUUACCAUCCAUUGCAGCGAGCGGGGCUGCAGUACCAUGGCAGAUGUCGUGUAAGAGUGAGGUUGAUGGAGGAGAGCUGAAGCAGAAGACUCUAACGGAGCAGUAUCUGCCAAUUAAGCUGCCACCUGCAAGUCCUUUCGAUAACUUCCUCAAAGCAGCUGGAUGUUAGUAGCCCUGAUAAACCGUGUUAGCUGUACUUGUAAUUUCUUGCACCAUUUUUCUUAAUGUAGGGACGUAGAGCUUUUAGACGCAGACCAGGUUAUGUUUGUAGGAUAUAGUGACGGGUUUCACUAACCCUUUCAAACUCAUUUGUUGUCUCUAAUGUGUAUGUAAGGUAGUACUAACAGCCUUUGCCUCGUAUGGAUCUAGAUUGUUAACAAACUUGUCUUGUCAUUUAUCAAUGUAUCUAUUUUGAAGUGGAUGGAGCAAAACGCACGAAUCUCUCUUGAACUACAAUUUGAAUCGUCUUGUUUUACAUCAAUUUGAAUUAACAGGAGAGCGACAAGUAGAGUGAAAUAUUACUCUGUAAAGCAUUUGAGUCAAGUUACCUCGUUUAAGAAAUCCACCAUCCAAACAUGAUCCCUAAUGGAACAUGGAUUGCAUCAGCUGCAGCUAAAGCCAAACCACUUCCUCUUAGGAAAGUACAACAUUAGGCACAACAGUUUUGGUAGAAGGUGUAAGACACCAAGAGCAGCAGCUACAGUAACCGGAAUGGAUGUAUGUGCAAUUUGGGCAAAUGGACAAGUUCCUAUGCUCCUUUUUCAUGGGUUUUGCCUCAGUCUAUUUGGUGCUAGCUAGAGGGUUCAAACAACGUUGGUGAGUUGAGUUGAGGACACCAAAAUCAGACAUAUGUGAUCUAACUUUUAGGUACUUACCAGUUUACUUUGAAGCAUAUUCCUCUUUGGCCAUCUCUCCCUCUCCUUUUCAUUGCUGCCUUUCGACUUGAGAUGAGAGUGCUUAGCUAAGUUUAUGCAAGUGAAAUAGAACAAUUUUGGCUUCUGUCCCUUCCAACUUUAUUACAAGGGAAGAAAAACACUCUCCUUUCCCAGCUAUAUGGUGGACAUCCUGUAAAUGAAUCUUGACAAUCUGUUUGCAAGAAUGCUGGUAAAAGUUAAGGGCUUGUUUGGAUGGUGAAUGUGCCAUUUCAUGGAUUGUCAACAUUGCAUGAGAUUUGGAAUGUAAGGAAUGUGAUAGGAGUGCAGUGUACUUGUUCAUAAGAUAGAAGGUGUCUACAUUUUAUGACACAAAAAAUGUGUCACUUCCCAUCAUCUAGUGAUGGCGAUGGCGGCGGGGCGGGCGGGUAAUAUCUACACGGGUCCCGAUUGGGGUGGGUCGACCCAUCCUUAUAUAUUGCUUUAAAAAACAAUAUCGAUAUUUAACUUUUAUACAAUAACACAUUGAGAAAACACUUAAUAAAUGAACGAGAAAUAUAGUAGAAGGAAUAACUGAGUCUAAAUAGUAGAAAGAUAUAGUGUUAAAAUUUCUUUAGGAUGAAAAUAUGAUUUAAGAAAAGUCAAAAGAGGAUAAAUACAUAUUGAUGUUGAUACAAAUCAUGACUGAACGGGUCAAGAACGGAAUGAGACAGAUCGAGAGCAAUACCCAUGCCCUGUCUCACGCUACCCGCCUCAAACAGGUCGAGGUAGGUCGGGUUGCAUGGAUCAGGUCAGAAAUUGUCAUUACUAUUCUCAUCUGCAGAAAAAUAAAGAGCAUUCCAUCAU